Messenger RNA from Anopheles bellator, 4079 nucleotides. Its product is annotated as galactosylgalactosylxylosylprotein 3-beta-glucuronosyltransferase S. Lineage: Eukaryota; Metazoa; Arthropoda; Insecta; Diptera; Culicidae. The record is from RefSeq and is a predicted model, not a curated record. Gene Ontology annotation, cellular component: Golgi membrane. Gene Ontology annotation, biological process: carbohydrate metabolic process; chondroitin sulfate proteoglycan biosynthetic process. The transcript is spliced from 5 exons. Bases 808 to 1947 code for a protein of 379 amino acids. Gene Ontology annotation, molecular function: galactosylgalactosylxylosylprotein 3-beta-glucuronosyltransferase activity.
UGAGAGAAGCAAAAUGUACACAAAAAGUGCAAGAGAACCAGUCGGCUUUUUUCGUUGGUUGAAUCGUGAAUAUCCGUGAGCGUGUUCGUUCGUCGUGCGUUUUUUGUGAGUGCAGUUAUGAAAAGAGGAAAUCUGCAUCGACGGCGACGGGUUUCUGGUUAAAAUGAACGUCAUCUCGUCCAGUUUUUGGUGCCGCCUUCUUCGGUUCCAUUCCGAUUAGCGCGAAAGUGAAAAGAGCGAAUCCCCUCCUAACUGGUGCACGUUUCUGUGAGGAAAAGCAUAACAGUGAAACGUUACACAACCCGCGCGGUGAAAGUGAUGCGUAACGGUGCCGCAGCUCCCCUUCGAAGGCAGUCCGGCUCAAUCGUACCCGAAUUUCGCCACUCCGACUGGUGGUGAUGAGUAACAAUAGUUAAUAAGGAUCAAAACCACGCACAAAAUUCGGGACAAUUUUAGCAAUGGCAGUGCUACGGAAUCGUUGAGCAAGGCCUUGAAAUCGAGAAGCGCAAGUCGAAAGUGUCACCGCUAGCGGGUUGCUAUUUGUGGGAUGGCCGACAAAUAAAUCAACUUAGCAAAUUUACGAAAUGGUUCCACGGGGUGCCGCACACGAAUUCCUUGGUGUUGUGACGAGUUUCCGGUGCUCAAGCGAUUCCUCGACCCGUUCCAAGUGCACGAAGUUCACGUUCUUAUCACAGUGACUAAUUUUUGUACACGAGCGCUGGCCUAUUUCGACGGGUUCCGCCGGAUUUUUAAUCUGAUAUCAGCUUUAAUCUGCUAAAAAUAAAUCCUCGCGCGACGUAACACACGAUGGCCGCCAACCUUUUCCGCGUGCUGUGGCGGAACUGCUACAGGCUAAUUGUCUCCGUUAUCGUCAUUUCAAUAGUCACCUUGGUGAUUGUCUACAAUAAGGAAGAUGAGUUUGACAAAGAGUAUCCUUUAUUGCUCGUUAAUGAACAGCUGGUGGUGUGUUACGAAAACAGCACGGACUCACGAAAGCUUCCGUACGUAACGGACCGUCCUGAAGCGACUGAUGAACCGAGCACUACGCAACGGCACCUGCGACGUCGUCUAUUUCCAACGGCGCUUCGAUCGAAAGGAGAGGUGCCUAUGAUCUACUUCGUCACUCCAACUUACCCGAGGCGCGAACAAAUAGCUGAAAUCAUUCGUCUUGGCCAAACGCUUAUGCAUGUGCCGUAUAUACACUGGAUAUUAGCUGAUGAUACGGAGACCUGUAGCCAAACGUUGAACAAUCAUCUAAAGCAAUUUGGCAUUCCUUACACGCAAAUUGCCAGCCCCAUGCCGGAAGUGUAUCGCACCCGGAAGAAUGCUCCCCGGGGAGUCGCCAACCGACGGGCGGCCCUCAACUGGAUACGGGCGAACGCGAAGAAGAGUGGCGUGCUGUACUUCGGUGACGAUGACAACACGUUCGAUUUGAAGCUCUUUAGUGAAAUUCGGUAUACGAAGAAGGUGUCCAUGUUUCCGGUGGGGUUGAUCGGCGAUUAUGCUGUCAGUACACCGAUCGUGCGAAACGGACGUGUGGAGGGUUUCUUCGAUUCCUGGCCAGCAAAGCGCAAGUGGCCCGUCGAUAUGGCGGGAUUUGCCGUUAAUCUUGAGUACCUGGCGCACAGCCCGAACGCAACCAUGCCGUUCAAGGCGGGCUAUGAAGAGGACGAGUUUCUCAAGAGCAUUGGCCUAAAACUGCAGGACAUCGAACCGAAGGCCAACAAUUGCACAGAAAUUCUCGUGUGGCACACACAAACCAAGAGUAGCAAGUCGCCCACCGUACGAAUCUCUAUGGACCGACAGAAGCUAGAUAAAGUGAACCUUGGCUGGCUACUGAAGCAGCUCGAAACUAUGGGUGUCAAUCAUAUCAGCGAAUCGGAAGGCACAACUGCACAGGCAAUCGUGGAUGGUAGCGUAAAACCACUAUCAUUUUGGUUCAGCUAAUUGCGGGUCACAGCGCCAGUACCAUGUAAGGCCAUAACAGUUUUAAAGGAUCUCUGAGACACAUUGCUGUGCACCACCAUUCAAUAUUUCUCCACUAUUUUAUGGUUUAACGUCAUAGGUGUUUUGAAACUGGACCGACGAUCUUUGUUUUUAUUAAUGCACAGUUUGUAAUCUGCACUGUAAAAUGGUUCCCAUCAUAUUCGUUUUGUUUGACUGUGAAGGCGUUGGCUCUUUCAAAUGAAUUAUUCAUUUACGUGUGUUGUUUUAGCUUAUAAAGCAAACGAUUUUCUCAUGCCAAAUAUUAAUGCUUGUCUUAAGCUCUCCGACAGACGAAUUACAAUCGAUUAAGUCGUACAGUGCAAAUCAUCGCCAAGCGAACAAAUAACUUAGUUGUUUGACAACAGUCAAAGAACGAAGCACGAAGCAUUGCUUGGGGGAAGAUGGUCCAUGUCACAUCAAAUUCUGGCAUGAUAAGCACAAGAUUUACAAACAGAACAAUCGUGGAUAAUAAGCGAUAUUUAAUGGUAUUUAAUGGUUUAGCUGCUUCAAGUACGGUAUCGAUUUAAAGACACGCUCGUGUGAUAGUUCAAGUGCUACGCGAUAACUGGAUGUUUUGUGAAUGAUUUGCUUCCAAUAUUUGUUAACUCUAUGCAUCGUCUCACGGCAUCCACUCCAACAAAUGACGCUGGCGGAAAGAAACUUAUCUUAGCGUUAGGAAAACCCUGUCUCCAUUAGAAUACUUGACUACGUUGCACAACCCGCAGUAAGAGAAACAAUCAUGUGAUCAUGGCAAAACAUGUGAGGAGCUUUAUUCACCGCUUUAUGUUGGAUAAGUUAUUGUUUUACACCAUAUCAAUCAGUUAGUUUUUAUCCCGACAAGAGUUGUGAUGUGUUUGGAAAACGUAGAGCAGUUUAAAAUAAUGAAUCUGAUCUUAACAUAAGACAUUGUUAGACUUACUUGGCCCUAAUUUUUGAUGAACAAUUAUGCGGCACUCACGAUAUGUGUUAUCGGUUAAUAAUUACGGAUCAGUGAGCCACGAAGAAAGCAACUUUCUUUCCCAUUGACCAAGCUAGACAAUGAUAUUGAAGAUACAUAACGAUCCCAAAUGUAUUUUAGUAUCCAAUUCCUUGUGGUAUGUCCGUUUUCCGACAGAACAGUGAUUACAGAAUUCUAUCCUAGGUUUGGUUGUCGUUCUUCUUACGUUGUGACACAGUAAAACUUAAAAAUGAAAUAUAGUGGGAAAUUGAACGUAAAAUUUCCUACAUCAGCAUUCCAAAAUAGAUUUUUGGUUGAAAAAUAGCAGUGAAGUAGCAAGACCGUAAUCUAAGCUAGUCUCAUCCGAUCGUUAUGAAUGUGGAGAGCGGGAAGGACGGCAGCGAGUGGUACCAGUACCUGCGGGCACUUGUGAGGGUCUAUAUGUUCGCGUAGGAUAGCUUAGGUUUCCUGUGAUAUUAGUUUAAUCAUGGACUAGUUUGCACAAUAUUGAGUUCAAUAACGAAAGUAAUGCACAAAAAAUGCCCCCAAAAAACUAGAAGAAACCGAUGGAACAAUAGACAAUGAUAGAUACAGGUAGAAUUGUUUUGAGAUUAAGCAUCUGAUACACAGUUGGUUGCCACCAGCUUAGUAAUUAAGCCCGGACUCUUACGCAGCGAGUUGAGAAGUCAUUUGUCAUUUAUGGUUAGUUACUUCCAUAUUUGAGGAAACAUCAAAGCAAUAUCGUCACAAUGCGGUCUGGCCGUUAGAAAACGGAUCUCUCUGUGUGUGCGCCAGGGCAAACGCAAGAACCAAUCCAUCUCGAAGGCAGGAACCCUUUCUCAACGUCUUAAAGUUGUCGCUUAAACAAUUUUACUUGAUUGAACCAUUCGCUAGGUACAAGAACCACUAUUAUUCUGCCGCACCACGUAGAUCCUUUGUUAGUUCCUUCAGAUCGGACGAUGUUAUGCCAACGAUACCACAUGCAAAAAAUUACCAUACACACCGUGUACAGACCUUCGGUGAACGGUCGUCUUCGAACGAAUAGCGGUUACAUUUGUAUAAUUCAAUUUUUAACAAAUUGCAAAUGGUGUGUGAGAAAUACCGAUUUUGAUAUUUGCGGGUUUCAGAUCGAAAAAAUAAAUAAAUCAAGGUAAGA